GCUGUGAAAACCUCCGCCUUCGCCUUUAAUACAACUCAGCCAUUUUCUGGAAGACUUUUAUGGGAAAUUCGAUACAGUUAGCUAGCUCUUGGAUAUAUCUGGUUGGAAAUAGCGUUAUAAAUUUUCAAAUCUAUUUUAUUGGGUUCUUAGUCCAGUUUUAUUUUACCUCACUUUAGCGACCGUUAGCCGCGGUCCCUUGGCGCGUGGCUCGGAGGAAGGUAAGGUUGACAAAAUGUCGAGACCACGUUCUGGAUCCCCAAAUUACAGGAGGUUCCCAUGGGAGGAACCUGGAUUUGAUCCUUAUAAAGUCGUUGCCGAGUUGGAAGGAGAGCCCACAGACCGCAGACGACCCCACCACCACAGAGGAGCUUCUAAAGAACACUGGAACUACACAAGGGAAAACAUGCAUUCAGAAGGUCAGAGAAGAUCUCCUUUCCAGGAUGAACGUCACCGUCGCCCAAACAAGGAGGAGUUUUAUCACAGGAGGCCAUCACCUCAUCAUGAUGCACAUGGAUAUGAGGAAAGGAGGAUGUCCCCCCUACAUGAUGGAGGAGAAGAUGGAGUGAGACGCAUAGGAGGGUUCAGAGAAGCAUACCCAAACUUUGGAGACAGAGGAAGGUCACCUAACUCGCCUCCAAGAUUUAAGAGGGAAAGAUUGCCGCAGAGAUCUGAUUCGGACCAGAGAGAGCCAGGGAUGGGCUGGAGGAGGGGGGGGCAGGGGCAAGGCAGAGGAGCAGGGAGGUACAGUGACCACAACCCUGGUGCGAGGUUAGAUGACCAACGAGCAGGAGUAGGAAGGGAAAGAGGAAGGAGGAGCACACAGGGUCUGCACAGAGACAGACAAUGGGAGGAUUCACACCAGGAGAGGAGCCCACACUUUAAAAGGCAAAGAAGAGAAAUGGAUGACACCAAUAACCCGGGGUACAGGAAUGAGGAGCACUUUGGGGAACAGCAUUACUCGAUGGACUCACCCAGAGAUAGGUUUCAAGGAGAACGUCAGGGGAGCCACCCCCGCGGAGAUAGUCGGCACUCAGGACCCCUCAUUGUUGAACAUGAUCAUGGCAUCCCAGACAGAAGAGAACCGGCUCGAUGGGAACAAUUUGAUGAUCGCAGAAAUCACAGCCAUGACUUUGAGGAGCACAGGUCAGGAGAUCGGGAAGACACAAGACCACGACAUUUUAAAGAUGAUUGGAGGGAUUCCAACUAUCAUGAAAGAACGAGGACCCCUGAAGAAAGACCAAGCCCUGCAAGUUAUGGAAGUCGGGAUAGUCCCAUGAACCACAGGGGGAGAGGAGGCUUUCGUCCAGCAAGAGGGCGUGGUAGCCGUGGACAGUUUGGAAAGACUGGGCAACCUAGAAAUAAACCACAUGUACAGCAUUCCUUCCAGGGAAAUCAAGAUAACCUUGAUGAAGGACCAAGACAAGGGUACCAACCCUUUAGGGACAGUUAUGAGGAUCCCAUUGAGGAAGAGCCCAACGUGGCAGAAGAAGAUAGACCUCAUAGAUGGGAAGCAGACAGGCCCAGAAGUCUGAAUCGAAUCCCACCGCAUGGGAUCAACUUGGACCCUAAAAUGCCCCGUCAGAGGUUACAGGAAUGGAAAGAUCAGAAACCCAAUAACAUGAAGGUCGUGACGGAGGAAACGCUAACCAUCAAAGUGGACAUGAGCCAACCCGUAAACAAAAACAGCCCGUUGUGUUACUCCUCAGACAGACAGCUCUCUCUAGACCUCGUCAACGUUGGUCGUCAGCGUUUGGACUUCUUGCCCAUGUUGGAGCACUCGGGGACAUACAGAGAAACAGCCAUGCAUACUGGGACUUUUGCUCAGGAAAUCAUCACUCUGGUGCACAGUGUGAAAGAUCAGUACUUCAGAGACACUGGGGUCACUCUGAAUGAGCGUUUCUCAGCUCCUCAAAAAGGCGGAUACGCUGAGGAAGAGACGGAGGAGCUGACGCUGGACGAGAGGUUCAGUUCAAACCGAGGUUUCAGUUUAAACAUGAACUCACUGCUCGAUGAUGAUGAGCCUCUAUUCUCCAGGCUGGGACCCCUGCAGCCAGCGCGAGGCCCAGGGGACUUGAGACACGACCUGGAGAGGAGGAGGCAGGAGAGACUGGAGGGAGUCAAAGUCACCAUACUAGGAAACAGCCCAUCACAGCGUCCACAAGCCUCAAUCAGUGAUCCGGGUCCAGAGUACAGUGAUCGAGACGACAUGGCUCAGAUGGAGGAUGAAGAAUUCUCCAACUGGCCUGAACAGCAGAACAGGAGGCGAGAAGGAAACAUGGGACCAAGGAGAGGCGCCCCCUACAGACAGAACAGUGGCCCCCAACGCAGAAACAAUCGCUUUGGCAAUCGGCUCGGACCAUUGAGGCGACAGAACUUCCGCAACAACUCUGGAGGUCCUAACUGGUGAUCAGAUGGUGGAAUGAAUCCGGUUUGGAUUGCUGUUCAUUUGUAAACAACUUUUUAUUGAAUAAACACCAAUCAAAUGGAGCUAUUUCCUCUUUUUAGGAGCCAAAUUCUGCCCAUGUUGGUUUACAUCAACAGCACAUUUAAGAAGAAGUCUCUGUUUGAUCUUCAAACAAGCAAAGGCGAACUGAUCUUUUGAUUUAAUGUGAAAUAUUGAUAACUGUAGAUGAUUUAUGCCCAUACAUGUUCUGUUUGUUUAUCUUUGUGUAUUUGUUUGUUUCAGUCAUACAUAUCUGUGUUUUCACAGUAACACUUUACCUUUCUGGAAGUGAUUUCCUGAUUAUAAGCAUUUUUAAGAUUUUUAAUCAGGCGGUUCGAUAUAUCAGGAUAAAGUUGCUGUAAAAAAUCUGCAGCUGAAGAUUGGGAAAUAAAAAUCACCAUGGGACAUAAAAUGUUUUGAAUU
Messenger RNA from Cheilinus undulatus (humphead wrasse), 2866 nucleotides. RefSeq lists its product as uncharacterized. Gene Ontology annotation, molecular function: DNA binding; transcription coregulator activity. The record is from RefSeq and is a predicted model, not a curated record. The transcript has 11 exons. Gene Ontology annotation, cellular component: mediator complex. Lineage: Eukaryota; Metazoa; Chordata; Actinopteri; Labriformes; Labridae. The coding region runs from base 233 to 2407 and encodes 724 amino acids. Gene Ontology annotation, biological process: positive regulation of transcription by RNA polymerase II.